AAAACCUCGUAUCGUGGGCAUAAGUCCACCAAGAGAAUAAUCAAUACCACUCACACAUAACUCCAUACCGUUCCAUCUUCUCUCCAUUCCCAAUGUCUCAAAACCCACGCCCACCUCACGUGCUCAUCUUCCCUCUACCUCUCCAAGGCCCCGUCAACUCAACCCUCAAGCUCGCCGAGCUCCUCUGCCUUGCCCACAUAGACGUCACGUUCCUAGUCACCGACCACAUCCACGCCCGCCUCCUGCGCCACUCCAACAUCCAAACCCGCUUCAGCUCCUACCCGGGAUUCCGAAUCCAGACGAUCUCAGAUGGGCUGCCGGAAGCCCACCCCCGGGGCGACCGCUUCCUGGAGCUCUUCGACUCCCUGAAGAGCAAGACUAAGCCGCUGUUCAAGGAGGUGCUGCGCUGUGGAGGGUUUUCCUGUGUUAUAGCUGAUGGGAUUCUGGGUUUUACUUGUGACGUUGCUAAUGAAGUCAGGGUUCCGAUUUUCUAUAUCAGGACGAUCAGCGCUGCCUGUCUUUGGGUGUUCUUCUGUAUUCCCAAAAUCAUCGAAGCUGGAGAGAUUCCUUUUGAAGGAGAUGACUUGGAUAUAUUGGUAAAGAGUGUUCCAGGCAUGGAAAGAUACCUCCGGCGUCGAGAUUUGCCGAGUUUUUGUCGGUCCGGUGAUUUAGCUGAUCCAAAUAUUCAACUGUAUAAGACGGAGAGCGAAGAAAAUCCCCGAGCCUACGGUCUCAUUCUCAACACAUUUGAGGAACUCGAAGGUCCAAUUCUUGCGGAGAUGCGUAGCAUGUGUCCAAAUAUUUAUACCAUUGGACCACUCCACGCGCAUUUGAAAGCCAAACUAGCGGCAAAAGCAACGUCGCCGACAGCGUUUUCAAAUAGCUUAUGGGAAGAGGACAGGUCCUGUAUCGCAUGGCUCGAUUCUCAACCGCCCAAGUCAGUGAUCUAUGUGAGCUUUGGGAGUCUAGCAGUUACGACAAGCAAUCAACUAAUGGAAUUCUGGCACGGUUUGGUAAAUAGCGGCCAACGUUUCCUAUGGGUCAUAAGGCCGGACUCUAUUGCAGCGAAAAGCUGGGAAAGUGAAGUUCCGGUGGAACUAUCAAAAGCUACAAAAGAGAGGGGAUACAUUGUCGGUUGGACGCCUCAAGAGGAGGUCUUGGCCCAUCCGUCUGUUGGAGGGUUUUUGACUCACAGUGGAUGGAACUCGACUCUGGAGAGCAUAUACGAGGGGGUGCCGAUGAUAUGCUGGCCCUAUUUCAUCGAUCAACAGGUAAAUAGUAGGUUGGUUGAGGAGGCGUGGAAGCUGGGAUUGGACAUGAAAGACACUUGCGAUAGAAGUAUAAUCGAGAAAAUGGUCAGGAGCCUUAUGGAUGUGGGGAAAGAGAAGUUUCUGGAGAGGGCCGAUCAAAUGGCGAAAUCGGCUAAACGAUGCUUGAGCAACGGUGGGUCAUCGCAUAAUAAUUUCGAGCGUCUUGUAGAAGACAUAAAGUCAAUGAGCGCACCAGUCCCUUAUGAGUGAUUGUUCGCUGCCGGUUGUGUUACUCCUCUUGUGAGUUAUCACUGGGAGGCUGUGUGAUAUGAUUAAACUGUUUGUUUCUGUAUCGUCUGAUGAGUUGAAUGAAAUUUUUCACCAUAGUUGCAAGUGUGGUGAGUUAUUUGUUUCUAUAGGAGUGUGAAGAGUUGAUGGCAAAAAGAUAAUAAUUCCAUCAAGACGGAUGGCGGAUGGAA
Molecule: messenger RNA, 1729 nt
Organism: Sesamum indicum (sesame)
Lineage: Eukaryota; Viridiplantae; Streptophyta; Magnoliopsida; Lamiales; Pedaliaceae
Product: 7-deoxyloganetic acid glucosyl transferase
Molecular function (GO): quercetin 7-O-glucosyltransferase activity; quercetin 3-O-glucosyltransferase activity
Source: RefSeq, a predicted model, not a curated record